GCUCUUGGACGAUCCGACAAUAGUAUGCGCCAGAAGUUACGCGAGGUAGCGUUUGUUCUUACAGGCGAAGCUAAGCAAAAAACGACUAGAGAUUGCAGUUUGCGCUUAUUGAGCAGGAUUUUCCCAGUCUACAUAUUUGAAAGUAUUACACGUUUUGUUGUCUACCGUGAACAGGCGACGAUGCGUUUUCAUUUAUCUGCAGGUUUAGUAGAUCGAUUGAAUCAGUAAUUGAAUGUGGAACAAAACGUCACAAUCUAGUGCGCCGUGAUUCGUUCUCAAAGCAGAGUUGGUGCGUAGUUUGUGCUUUUGCAAUCGAUUUCGGUGCUUCUUGCUAACUGUUGUUUCCUGAGAAAAAAAACAGAACCAAGUUCAGUGGAACUCAAACGUGGUAAACCGCUGUCCAGGGGUAAGGUGAAAUACAAUAAGUGAAGUAAUGAACCGUUAAGUCACUGCCCGUGCCAAGUGUCGUGUUUUUGUUUUGCUUUGUACCUCAUCGCGGCCAUCACCACCAACAUCGGUUGCUUUCUGCGGAGAAAGUUUAAGAUAAUGAGAUUUGGAUUUUGCGGCUGAUGGGUUUUAAUUUCCUGUGAUGCGAAGUAGGUGUUCGGAGAUUUUCAAAAGCAGUACCGACACUAGCAGGAACAACGUAAACAUCAUUAUCAGCAGCCAUACAACAAUAUUCAGAAAUCGGAAAAAGUGCUUAUCCACCAAGGGUGUUGUUGUUAUAGGGGCAGAGUAGAACAAUAAGUUCAGCUUAGAAUCGUCGCUGGCAACAGAUAGCUGAGAGUCACGAUUUGUGGAUUGUGGAGUUUUAAGUUGCCAUCCCGACAGUUUCAGUGCAAGUAUUCGAUUGUGGAGAUCGUUAGUCGUCGGAAUCGCAGUCACAAAUGAAUCCAAUGUUGGUGUAGCAGAUGUGCAGUUUGUUCCACGCGGAGGGAUAUCGGAAGCAAAAAAAGAAAGAUCCAUUGGAAGCAGCAGCGUACAGCAGCUGGGCCUCUAAGACGGAUGCACGUAUCCUUGUUUAACCUACUGUUCGAAGUAAAGAACCAAACAUUCUUAUUUUUACUGUAAGGUCUAGGGUAACAAACACUAAUCACUAAGCUAACGUAGAAAAUCCUAGCCAAGUUAUCGGGUAAAACAACACAAGAGAUUAGUAACAAUCCCCGGAAACAGAUUCCGCGGUUGUUUUUUCUCAUUACUAACCAACACCACCGUCUACUCAGCGGUUCUGGCCCAGAGCCACGCAUUUCACUACUCAUCUAGUUUUAAACACCACAUUCGGCCUGGACUCGAAUCGAGAACACGAUCCAACCCAGGAAGCGGCCAACGGAGGGCACGCAAACGGGCAAUCGUCAUCUUCGUCCUCAUCGUCAGGAAGUGGCAAUAUGGUGAAAACGUUCCAAGCAUACCUACCGCCAGCCAACCGAACGUAUUCCUGUGUCCACUGUCGGGCACACUUAGCUAGUCACGAUGAGCUUAUAUCGAAAUCGUUCCAAGGAAGCCAGGGACGGGCGUAUUUGUUUAAUUCAGUGGUCAACGUAGCUUGUGGUCAGGCCGAAGAACGCGUUCUACUAACAGGCUUACAUGCCGUAGCUGACAUAUAUUGCGAAUGCUGCAAGACACCUCUAGGAUGGAAAUACGAACACGCUUUCGAGUCUAGCCAAAAAUAUAAGGAAGGAAAGUACAUCAUCGAACUGGCUCACAUGAUCAAGGAAAACGGCUGGGAUUGAUCGUUGAGUCCUUUAGGAAAACGCGUAAAUUAGAUUAGUGAAUAUACACUGUAAUAGCAACGACACACAAACACACACAAGCAAAACACAUAACAUGCGGAAGUCGAAGUGGUACCCCAUCGUAGGCAUUGGUGGCUUCCUAGACGGACCGCAAACCAACGUGCAUCUACUUUCCAGUCACAGUCGGAGUAUCCUAACAUGUUCAGCCGCCAGUUUCUACUGUUCACCAGCGAAUUAUCCUGUCAACUAUUUGUGUAGCCGUGUUGUCAUUUCCUUUCCACGUUAAUCCUAUUUUAACGUGUUCAUUUCAUCGUGUGUGAUCCAUCAUCGAACGGCGUCGUCAUUACUAGAGUUGUUAUUCUUUGGUUCAAACUUUUGUAUCAAACAUUCUGGAGUCCAUUCUUAUAUUUUACCUGCGACAACCACGUACACAAUUUUAAAAUAAUAAUUAGUUUAUAACGAUGAUCUUAUUCCUUUGAAUCCCUUUACUAGUAGAAGGAUAUUUUUGCUUUCUCCCUUAAGAGAGCAAGAAGAUUAACACUACCUUAUUGAUUAGUGAGAAAAACUGUACGAUCGAUAAGCGCGAAAGAAUUGCGGGACUGGGGUGGGCAAGGGUGGAACGUUUUUCUCCCACUCGCUGUUGUCACCCAACUCGCUGUGGUGAAAUUCGAAAGCAGCAAAGGAUGUUCAAGAAAAGAAUAGAAAAGGUACGUGAGAGAGAAAAUGCGAGAGUGAUAUUAGUUUUACGAAUGUUUCAAGUGAGGUAACAUUUAUAAAGAAUCGUAUUUUAGUCGAAAUAUAUACACGUCUAAGAAUCUAGAUUUAGUUUUGCGAGAGAAACAAAAACAAAACUGAAUGAAGGAAGACACACACUUAUGGUUUUAUAAAUCAGAAGUUAGAUAAUUGCGAGGGUAACGAAUGAAAUGAACACAGCCUGAGCAGUACUUGUAAUUUCAGUUUUUUAUAGCGAAUGUGAUCAAUAUAAUAUUAAAGUUAUAAUGUAUUUUUUAAUAAACAAACUAUUUUUAAUAUA
Topomyia yanbarensis is the source of this 2763-nucleotide messenger RNA. RefSeq names its product protein yippee-like (gene Ypel). The transcript is spliced from 5 exons. Lineage: Eukaryota; Metazoa; Arthropoda; Insecta; Diptera; Culicidae. Bases 1386 to 1730 code for a protein of 114 amino acids. The record is from RefSeq and is a predicted model, not a curated record.